AUCAUUAUUUUCAAUAAAUCAUUAAAAAAUACGUAGUGUAAACUUUAACCGCUUAAAGGUAAAUGUGAGUUCUAAAAAACUAAAAAGCUGUCUUGUUUUAGAUCCACAGCCGUAGGUUAAAGGUUCUCAAAGUGCUCUCUCAGAAAGGAGAUCCAUAAACAUUUUAUUUUAAAAAAGGAACACUUAUUUUUUAGUCUUUCUACUUGUUAAGAUGGGCAACUUUAUAUCAAUAAACUUGGAAGAUCAUUAUAAAAAUAAUGAAAAAUUCUUACAAAGCCUCAAUGAGAUAGCGAUUGAAAGGCAAAUUCAAAUGCAAAAUCAAAUGGCAGAUAGGCAGAGAGCUACAGCUGUAGCUAAAAGUAGAGACUUAUUUUUGUGGAUAACAACCUUUAAUAUAACAGCAACAGUAGGCCUAUUGACAGGGUUUAGAAGAACUAAGAGAGCCUACUUUUUGUUUCCAUUAAUUCCACUUACAUUUGUUAACUUAUACUACUGGGAUCUUGGAUAUGGCAACAAGUUACAUAGAAUCAGAAUGGAAGCUGAACACAUAAUGACCCAUGAGGUAGACAUGUUAAAAGUACCAUGCGGUCUACCAACACCAUCAUCCAUCGACCAGGGUCGUAUGGCUGAAGAGGAGACUAAGAAAAUACAUCCACCAAUGCCUUAAAAUAAUUGCGAGUGUGCCUUUGCAGCUUCUAGAAAUGAUAGAGAUCAGUAUUAGUUGACUGUAAGGAACGUUGCCAAUUUACCUAUUUGUUGUUAUUCAAAGUUGGAAAAGCAUUCCUACCAAAGUUAGUUGCAUUAAAAAAAUUAUGUUGUCAAUAUAGCAAGGAAAUAGGUUUAAUCCUACAAAACAGUUUUGUUCAGUAAAAUCCAUUUAAGGGCAGAACAAAUAUCUAAAUGCGUUUUUUUUCUUUUGGCUCUAACACUGUUUGUACAUUAGCCAAUCUAAAUGCGUUAAUAAUCAAUUAAAUUCAAAUUAUGACACAACGUCUAGGUAAUCAACGUCAAACUAAAAUAAGAAAAAAAAUAUAACAUCAAAAUGGCGAUCCUGACAGCUAAAGUUUUUCAUAGAUUACUUAAAAGUUAUAUUAAUAUAAAUGUAAAAGCUUUAACUUAACAAAAUGUAAAUGGGGGAAGAGAUUGUGAUGUGACGUUAGACGAAAGGUCAAAAGAUGAAACCCUCUUAUUGAAAAAAAAACAAACCGACGCAAUACCAUUCUAAAAUCUUAAGUUUAUAUUUUUCUUACCGAUAGGUUAUAGAUACUAAUCUUAUCUAGGGAUCUCAGUUAAAUAUAAAAGUCUAUUAGAAG
Messenger RNA from Pieris rapae (cabbage white), 1313 nucleotides. RefSeq names its product plasminogen receptor (KT). Lineage: Eukaryota; Metazoa; Arthropoda; Insecta; Lepidoptera; Pieridae. Gene Ontology annotation, biological process: positive regulation of plasminogen activation. Gene Ontology annotation, cellular component: plasma membrane. The record is from RefSeq and is a predicted model, not a curated record. The transcript has 4 exons. Bases 212 to 667 code for a protein of 151 amino acids.